AUGGCUCGAGAUUGGAAUAAGUCGUUUGGUGGCGAGGAAAAGGUCCUUUUGACUGGCGGGACUGGCUUCAUCGCUUCACAUGUCUUGGACUGUCUUCUAGACCAUGGCUUUGACGUUGUAGUAACCGUAAGGUCCCGAGAGAAGGGGCAGCGUAUCAUCAAAUCCAUCAACGAAGAACAGAGGAAGCGGGUAUCGUAUGUCGUGGUCGAGGAUAUCGCGAAGAAGGGCGCAUUCGAUGAAGUUUUCAAGGCGGGCCCGCCGUUCGGUUACGUCGUCCACACAGCCUCACCCUACCAGAUGCAGUGGAAUGAUCCGGUCAGGGAUUGCCUCGACCCGGCUAUCAAGGGCACGACGGGCAUCCUCGAGUCAGUCCACGCCUGCGCGCCCACCGUCAGGCGCGUCGUAAUCACCUCCUCAUCGGCAGCCAUUCUGAACCCGCCAAACCAUCCCAAGGUGUACGACGAAUCCUCCUGGGCCGACGUGACCUGGGAUCAGGCCAUGGACCCAGAGCACACCUACCGGGCAAGCAAAAAAUUCGCCGAAAAGGCCGCUUGGGACUUCGUCGCCGCCAACGCCCCGUCCUUCACCCUGGCCACCAUCAACAACACUUACACCUUCGGCCCCAUCCCGCGCAGCUUAGCCGGGCUGGACUCGCUCAACACAUCCAAUCACCGCAUCCGCGAUCUCGUUCAAGGCCGCAUGCGCGGCGGUAUCCACCCGACCGCCCCCGUCUUCACGUUUGUCGACGUCCGCGACGUGGCACGUGCCCACGUCCGUGCGCUAACGGUGCCCGAGGCGGGCGGGAAGCGCUUCUAUGUAGUCGGCGGCUACUUCUCCAAUCCGAGGUUGACGAGCAUCAUUCGACGCCGUUUUCCACGGUUGGAGGGACUCUUGCCGCCGCAAAAGGAAGCGGCCAAGGAUGACUUCCCCGAGGAUCACUGGGCGUUUGAUAACACACGGUCGAGAGAGGUGUUACGAUUAGAGUAUACCGACCUGGAGAAGACUGUGGUGGACACGGUUGAGUCAAUCCUGAGGUUUGAGGGAAAGGAGGAGGUAUAA
Messenger RNA from Thermothelomyces thermophilus ATCC 42464, 1059 nucleotides. RefSeq lists its product as uncharacterized. Bases 1 to 1059 code for a protein of 352 amino acids. The record is from RefSeq and is a predicted model, not a curated record. The transcript is spliced from 5 exons. NCBI's taxonomy places the organism in Eukaryota, Fungi, Ascomycota, Sordariomycetes, Sordariales, Chaetomiaceae. Gene Ontology annotation, molecular function: oxidoreductase activity, acting on the CH-OH group of donors, NAD or NADP as acceptor.